Molecule: messenger RNA, 1161 nt
Organism: Naegleria gruberi
Lineage: Eukaryota; Heterolobosea; Eutetramitea; Acrasida; Naegleriidae
Exons: 2
Coding region: 1-1161 (386 amino acids)
Biological process (GO): mitochondrial tRNA 3'-end processing
Cellular component (GO): mitochondrion
Molecular function (GO): 3'-tRNA processing endoribonuclease activity
Source: RefSeq, a predicted model, not a curated record
AUGAAAUAUGUAUUGAUACCUACCCGUAAUAAGGGUUUCGAUUUUACCAAAGUACCUUACAUACGUGAAAUUGUGCCAUCAUCUGUUGAAAGCAACUUUUAUCAAAGCUACCCAACAAUUGCUAAAUAUUUGAGGGAGUAUUUAGACAAAUUCAAUGACUACGAGUAUGCUUUGAAUGAAACCCACCCACAAGCAAAAAUUUUACAACAAUGUGGUGAUCAAGAGUUUGAAAUUAUCUUUUUGGGUACUGGUUCUUCUGUCCCAUCCAAAUAUAGAAAUGUCACUGGAAUCUUGUUGAAUUUAUUUGAUAAAGGAGCAAUUCUUUUUGAUUGUGGUGAAGGCACGUUAUCACAACUCUAUAGAGCUUGUGGGAAAGAAAGAGCCGAAACUAUUCUCAAAAAUUUGAAAUGCAUUUGGAUUUCACACUUACACGCUGAUCACCAUCUAGGACUUGCUUACUUGUUGGAAAAGCGUUCCAAAUUAACCUCUGAAGAUGUUGUUAUUGUUGGGCAGGGACGUAUCAAAGAGGCAUUGAGCGAAUAUUUAGUUUGUUCAAGUGAUACCAAAUUUAAUUUUGACUUUAUACCUAUGCAAACUCUGGAACCAGAAAGAUAUUGCCCAGAAAAAAUUCUUCUCGAUAGAGUUAUUAAUCCACUGGGACUUAAAUCAUUUAUCAAUGUUCCUGUUGACCAUACCUGUGCUGAGGCAUAUGGUAUUGUAAUAACUCAUCAAAAUGGAUGGAAGGUUGUGUUUUCAGGUGACACUAGACCUUGUUCCCGUUUAAUUAAGGCUGGAAAGGAUUGUACUGUCUUGAUUCAUGAAGCAACAUUCGAAGCUUCAAUGAUUAAAGAUGCCAUUUCCAAGAAGCACACAUGUUCAUUUGAAGCAAUUGCUGUAGGAGAGCAAAUGAAUGCUUACAGAACUAUUCUUACUCACUUUUCACAAAGAUAUUGUAAAUUCCCAAUCGUAGACUCUCAAAAAACCGACUAUGCUUUGAGAAAUGUUGCUGUGGCCCACGAUUUGAUGAGACUUAAUGCUAAAAAGUUAAUUCCAAUACCAAAGGUAAUGCAAGUUUUAAAGCAUUUCUGGACCAUUAUCGAAAUGGAUACACAAAGUUAUGCAUUUGAUUUUGAUGAAACAGAAGACGAAGAAAAGAAAUAA